Molecule: messenger RNA, 2833 nt
Organism: Cynoglossus semilaevis (tongue sole)
Lineage: Eukaryota; Metazoa; Chordata; Actinopteri; Pleuronectiformes; Cynoglossidae
Gene: tmem170b
Product: transmembrane protein 170B
Exons: 3
Coding region: 233-715 (160 amino acids)
Biological process (GO): negative regulation of canonical Wnt signaling pathway
Cellular component (GO): plasma membrane
Source: RefSeq, a predicted model, not a curated record
CCGCCGCCGUCUCCUCCACUCACACCGCCGCUCACACCACCGAACCUGCACACACCACCACCGAGGAUGAAGCCAGCAGCCGGAAGCUCUUCUCCCUCCUUCCCCGCUGCGGAGACGGACGUGAAGCCGAAGCAGAGGCACCGGUAGAGGGGGAGCCGUGCCGGGGGAGAGGCCGCUCCGCACACAUCCUCCUCCCCACCUCCGCCACCAAUGCCACCUCCCGGUCUCCUCCAUGCCUCCGUGUAAAGAACAGUGCACUUAUUCGUUAAAGAGGAGGAAGGAGAGCGACGGAGGCUCCGGCUGCAGCGGCUGCGGCCGAACCAUGAGCACGAACCGGGAUUAUUCCGUCAAUCUGUCGGUGCAGCAGGUGCUGAGUCUCUGGGUGCAGGGAUCGACGCUGCAGCAUUUCACAGAGAUGUGGUACUGGGUUUUCCUGUGGUGCCUCUUCUCCUCGCUCUUCGUCCACGGAGCCGUGGGGCUCCUCAUGUUGGUCAUGCUGCAGCGACACAAGAGGGGGCGCCUCAUCACCGUGGUGCUGGUCAGCGUCGGCUUCCUGGCCUCGCUGUCUGGAGGCGUCAUCACCAGCGCAGCAGUUGCAGCUGUUUACCGUGUGGCGGGGAAGGACAUGGCGCCACUAGAGGCGCUGGUGCUGGGCGUAGGACAGACCGCUCUGUCCAUGGUCAUAUCCUUCUCCCGCGUUCUGGCCACUCUGUAAAGAAAGAAAAAAGGCCACAAAACGAACCAGCCUGAAGGACAGAACAAAAACCCAAGAGGGUCGAACGAGCCAAUCAGAGACUUUCAUUUAUCCGCUGUCACCGUUGUUAUGGAGACGAAAAAAGGUGACAACGAUGCUCUGGACCUACGGGACAAGAUGUCCUCCAACAAUCACAUCCAAGUCUGACUAAACUUUACACCUGGAGGUCGUUUUUUUUUUCAGGUGGUGGGGACAGCGCCAUCUUCAGCCUCUGGACUCCAAAGCCAUGCUCCGGGUGUUUUUUCCGAGUGUAUCUGUGCCAACAGCCUUCCCUGGGACGAUGUUCUUCUGCCUUCGAAGGCUUAAUGUUGCACUCGUGGGGAAAGAGGAGGUUCUUUUUUCUUUUUUUAACAAAUGAAGAAACCAAGCUGACCUGAAGUCAAGAUCUGACGAUCAGUGUGUGAGAACAAAAACCAGGGUUGGGGGCCGAAAAACGGACAGUGUUGGUGAAGAAGAAGAACGGUCUCCUGUGGUGGGAACAGUCAGAAUAUUUUUCUAAUCCAUUCUUCCUCGUCGUUCUAACAGAUAAAUAAUCACAUCCAUAAGAAAUAAGCAGGAAAUAUUUCCAUCACCGUCGUUAGUGUGAUUAAAGUUGUCAGUUAAACCCGUUAGUUCAUGGAUUUAACUGGUUUAAACCAUUAGUUUAAACCAUCGCCCUCGCAUGUCCUGACGUCUAAAUACAGUUCAAACUGAUCCAGGAGCCGUAGGAACAUUUAUAAAGAUGUUGCACUUUUUUAAAACUUAAAAAAACAGAAAUCUGAGACGCUCUUUGAAACUAAGAGGUGAGAAAUCAGUAGUGAUGAGCCGAGAAAACCAGCAUCAGUUCUACGUUGAAGUAUUUGAAAUGUGCCGCCAGUGAUUCCCAAAGACGAAAAUCACAGGAAACAUCCGCUGCUUCUGUUCCUCUCCGUCUUCAAGGCUGUGGAGUAAAUGUAAAGAUCUAGCUUUUUCAUUGAUCCCCUGACCGCGUAGCACCUGUAGCUUAGCUGCUAAAUUAGCAUCAUACUAUUUUAGCUGGUAUUUUAGUUAUGUUUAUGACACAUUAGUGUGUGUCUUCUGAGCCACAGGACUUUUACUCUAAAUGUUAGCAACGCCUCAAAAUAGUAGGUAAAAGACAGUAAGAAAACAUCACCUAUUUUGCUAAUUAUCACAGUUUGCUAUUAGUUUAUAGAUUAUUGAAUUACAAACAUAAAAAAAAAUACCUACAGUAUCUUCCAUUUCUAGCUGAUUUCUUGGUCCACAGAUAUCAUCAGAUUGUCAAUGCCAAAGUAUCAUUUAUAUCUUAACUUUAUUUAACAUCUUUUUUACUGUUUUUUUUUUUUACUUGAUUGUUCGAUUGUGGCUUCGAAUGUCUUCAAAAUCAAACUUGACAUAUUUGAAGGUGAAAGAGAGUUUGUCUGAGUUGUAUCUUAAAAAGUUUUUAAGAGUUUUGAGGGUGCUCUAACUGUCCGGCUCAUCGUCAGUUGCCCACUUGAUCCACAAGAGGGCGACAUUGCACAAAAAUGAGAACGCCUGAAAAGUCAAACUGGUUGCGGCAGUAUUGGCAGAGAAAUGCUUUUUUCCCCUCCUAAACCUAAUUUCUCCUCCUCUUUGAUGGAAUUCUUUUCACAUUUGACGAAUGAAGUGACAUUUGAAUCCACCGGAGGUUCUGAGCAUGAUGAAUGUCUGAGAGGAAAACAUUUCAGGGACCAAAUAUGAAGUGAGAGCAGUGACUUCUACGUGUGAAGGCGUCGGCGGCCCAGCUUCUGUUCGUGUACAUGUGAAGCAGAUGUGAAAUGUGUUGAUGCUGUGGUUGUUCUCAGUCUAGGGUGUCGUGUGCAGUGAAACAGGGUGUUGUUUAUCGUCACUCGUCAGGGAGGGUGACGUGCACUUUCAUUAGCAACAAGCCCAAAGUGUGAAAAAGAGGUGAGGAUGAAAAUGUAGGUGUUAGUACAACACCCAGAGCCCGAGGGAGGGUGAACUACUGUAGUACUACUCCAAGGAGAUAUCACGAACAAAAUUACUACAAAAUAAUCACUAUAAUAAUUUAAUUUAACUAUUAUUGUCAAUAAACGCAUUGUGAUUUUCCGCAAACCUAAA